GCAAUGUUUUUUCAUGUUAAUGCUACCCUCAAAUGAAGGUUCAUGUCUCUGAAAUUCGCAAUGCAAAAGGCUUCAGAAAGGUGGUCCUAUUGCUCAUAAUCUCACCUCUUCUCAUCGCAAUCCCUCUCUAUGUCCUCAACAUCUCCCCAUUUUCCCUAUACUCACCAGAACUUUCUCCAGUUUAUCAUUCAAUGACUGCUGAUGUCUCGAACCGCGUUUCCGUAAAGCCGAAGAGUUGCGACAUCUCUAAAGGGAAAUGGGUUCCAUAUGCCAAGGGGCCGUAUUAUUACACGAAUUCAACUAGGUGCGUGGUCGAUGAUCGACAAAACUGCAUGAGACUUGGGAGACCAGACGCUGGAUUCAUGAAAUGGAGGUGGAAACCAGAUCAAUGCGAGCUGUCCCACUUCGACGCGAAGGAAUUCUUGGAGCUCGUGAGAGGCAAGUCCAUGGCAUUCGUUGGCGACUCGGUGGGGAGAAACCAAGUUGAAUCCUUGAUGUGCCUUUUGGCUAAUGUGGCCCAUCCGGUGGAUGAUGCACCGAGUUUAGAAGGUUUGAUCUCGCGCUGGUUCUACAGCAAUUACAAUUUUACGCUUGGGCUGGUAUGGUCCCCUAAUUUGGUCAAGUCCUCCAUUGGAAACCGCAACGGUUCCUCUGUCGUGGGUCUAUUCAAUCUCUACUUAGACAAGGUCGACGAAGGGUGGACAUCCAAGAUCAAAGACUUUGAUUACCUGAUCAUCUCAGUCGGGCACUGGUUCUCCAGGCCAUUAAUAUACCACGAAAAGGGUAAGGUCAUCGGGUGCCAUAUGUGCCAGGAUGCGAACAUCCUUACCCUUUCGAGGUACUACGGAUACAGGAAGGCCUUGCGAACCGCCUUCAAGGCUAUUUCGGGGAUCCCAAACUUUAAGGGGGUGACGAUUUUGAGGGCAUUUUCGCCAACUCACUUCGGGAGCGACGAUUGGGUGAGAGGGAAUUGCUCAAGGACAACUCCAUUUGGAAAGGAAGAGAUGGUGAUGGAUGCAAACAAUUUGGAGUACUAUUUGACUCAAGUUGAUGAGUUCAGGACAGCAGAAAGAGAAGGGAGAAAGAGGGGAUUGAGAUUUAUGCUGUUGGAUGUUUUUGAAGCCAUGGGAAUGAGGCCGGAUGGGCACCCAUACCACUAUGGGCACCCACAAAACAAAAGAGAGGCUAUAGCUGAUUGUCUCCAUUGGUGCUUGCCUGGCCCUAUUGAUUCUUGGAAUGAGUUUUUGCUCCAUAUGUUGAAGGUGGAAGCCCAAAGGGAUUAGUUGAUUGAUAAAAUACUUUAGGAUGAAAAACUGAAAUAGCUCUUGUAUUAGAAAUAUAUGUGUUUACAAAUUUUCAGCAGCAGGGUUAUGGAUACGAAUGUCCGGACACCAAUCCGACUACUACAGAUGCGUUCGGAGUCGUUUGAUACACAUAAAUCCCAUACGAUGCAAUUGGACUCAAAUGCAUGGAACAGUUGCAAACACAUCCCAGUGUCCCAUAAUUCUACCAAUUUCAACAGAGGGAGUUGUUAUUUGAUGUGUAGAUGUGGUAGGAAUAGUGUUCAUUUUUGAAUUUUGUGACUGUGUACCGAAGAGUUUGGUAGUAGUUGCAGUUUGCAGCUUAUCCUUUGCCAACGAAUUGUGUCCAGAAACCCUAGAGGGUUGGUCAAGUGGUGGGAGUAGUGACGAAGCCAUGAUUUCUCGUUUGAGGAGCAAUUUUUUUUUUGUAACUCAGGUAUUCGGGCCAGUUUAUGCGCACAUCGAUAAAGAAUUACAAUUGCAAAGGUUGGUCGAGUACGAGUAGUGACGAAGCCAUGAUUUCUCGUUUGAGGGGCGAAAACAUUUUCAUAAAGAAUUUCAAUUGUGUGCGAUCCAUACAAACUAGUACUAGCACCCAUUUACUGUAUAAACGAACAUAUACAAGCAAAAUGGGUAAGAAAUCAAAUAGUAGAAGACGGAAAAGGUUUUAC
This is a messenger RNA of Rhododendron vialii, 1972 nucleotides long. Its product is annotated as protein trichome birefringence-like 19. Lineage: Eukaryota; Viridiplantae; Streptophyta; Magnoliopsida; Ericales; Ericaceae. Gene Ontology annotation, cellular component: Golgi apparatus. Gene Ontology annotation, molecular function: O-acetyltransferase activity. The record is from RefSeq and is a predicted model, not a curated record. The coding region runs from base 33 to 1283 and encodes 416 amino acids. The transcript has 2 exons.